CCCACCGAAGGGUACAUUUCAGAGUCAUUAUCGAGCCUUCCUCUUCAAGUGGCUGUGCAUUUGAACAUAUGUCUUGCACCAUUCCUCUUCAUUGCCGAAAUUUGCUGCUUAAUAUUGAAGUACUCAUAUCUGUCAGUAACCUAUAAGGUCAUAUUGAUCGCCGUGCUCCUUGUCUACGUGCUCGUUGAAGUUAUUCGUCUUUUCCUGGCCGUAGUUGGGAAUUUGGGCGAGAAGAUCCCUGCCAUCUCUGGUUUCUGGACGCUGUCGAUGGUAUUACAGCUUCCGAUCGUGCUGUUUCUUCUGCUCAAUCCGGCAGUGGUGCCGGUACCCUUCGAAAUUAUCAUGCUCAGUAUUCAUUUGCUGUUCCUGAUCGUGGAAAUCGUGACCAGCUUUCUCACUAUGAAGGUGAUGUCCGCACAACAAAUCAAACUAUUCAAAGCGAUGAUUGAAGAAAGUGAGAAAUGA
Ostertagia ostertagi is the source of this 465-nucleotide messenger RNA. Lineage: Eukaryota; Metazoa; Nematoda; Chromadorea; Rhabditida; Trichostrongylidae. The record is from the annotation of a GenBank genome assembly.